AAUGGGGGAACACCACACGUUGGGACAGAUAAAGUUCCGCCGGUUUCCAUGGGCAAGCCUUUCAGUCUACUCGGGCGCGUCGAAACAAUCAGAACGUAUACAAAUCGUAAUGAGUGUGGAAAAUAGAAAGAGAAAACCCGCUGGCCGUGAUGACGCACCCAAUGCAAAGAAGAACAAUGAGAGAUCGCCAACUCCAAGUGUUCUGCAUUUAAAAGAGGAUUGCUGGGGAGUUGUAAUGGAUUAUCUGGAUGUACCGGACCAGCUAAGGCUCGCUUCAUCGAACGUGUUCAUUGGAGAGAUAUUCAAGAGAUACGCAAGUCAUCGGUACAAACAUAUUGAUGAAACGCUCGCGAGUAGUUUAGACGACGAAGAGUUGGAGAGUCUCUUGUAUAUUGUUGGCCAACAUUUGACUAGCUAUGAGUCCGAACUGAAUUUCGGUUCGAAUGAGGACCGUUUGUGGCUCUUGCGGAGCUACUGCACGAAUCUACGAAAUUUGAAAAUGGCAUUUCGACGGACGAGGUGGAACGAUCUAAACAGCCUUAAACAUCUGAGGUCUUUGCACGCUCAUCUGUACUUUCCAGAUGUUGAUGUGUGUGUUGCUUUUGUUCACAAUCUCAAGCAAUUCCCGUGUCUAAGGAAACUGAACUUGGAGGCUCCCGCAUAUAAUGGAACAGACUUGCAUGUUCUUAACCAACUGGAGUCUCUGCAGGUGGGUGCCUGGCCUGGAUUCAAUGCCACAAGCUUGGCGGAAUGCUGUCAAACAAUGAAGCAAUUGAGGCAUUUGGACUUUGGCCAUCACAUUGAAAAUAUCAGUAAGAACAACUUUGAAAUUCUGGUGAGGAACUGCAAGCAGCUGGAGCGUCUGGUCUUUGAUGUAUCCCGGCUGGAUGAAAAAGUGCCCUAUGAGCUGGUCUGCUUGUUGCCCAGUCUGCAACAUUUAAAGCUCUGGCAUAUCGGCUCUGUACGGGCCUCCCUUUUGGAGGGGUUAAUCAACAAGCAGGGCUCCCCUCUGGAAAGUCUAAUCCUGUACGGCCCCAAUUUGAUGGAAGAACAGGUGAAGCAUCUUUGUAAUAUUUCUACACUCAAAGAACUCGAUGAACGACCAACUUAUGGAUCUCCUGACGGGACUACCUCGCCUUAGAGUUCUCAGUAGCCGAGAGAGCUUCAAUGUAGACGCUUCCUUUGUAAAUAGUGUUCGGAUUUGGUUGAACGAAAAGCGGGAGCAGCGCGGGAAGAUCAAAAUCCAUCUACAAAAUUCACCAAAACACUUGGUUAACAAUAAUCCUGUUGAUAUUGAACCUUUGAUUGAAAUCAUUAACGGCUCAUCUCUAAGAGAUCCCAUAUUAAUGAGUAAAGAACUUAGUGAACGAGUUUAGAAAUAAUAAAUCCACCCAUCCAGAUUUUCGUAAUUGUUGAAUGCAAUA
This is a messenger RNA of Drosophila subobscura, 1424 nucleotides long. RefSeq lists its product as uncharacterized. The transcript has 2 exons. The coding region runs from base 2 to 1141 and encodes 379 amino acids. NCBI's taxonomy places the organism in Eukaryota, Metazoa, Arthropoda, Insecta, Diptera, Drosophilidae. The record is from RefSeq and is a predicted model, not a curated record.